UGACUGUAAUCCUCCGGGCACAAUCAGGCGGCGUCUCGCGUCGGGGAGAAAGAAAGAGAGAGACCUCCCCGCCUCUAGCUGGAGCUGCGGCGAUACUUUCAAGGGCUCCCCGGACUCCAGGCAGGGCCAUUGCGGUGCCGCAUUCUGCCAGCCAGCUUCGCCGCGUUUUCUUCUCCACUCGCUCUGCCUGGCUGCAGUGGCAGCUCCCUUGGUGCAGUCAUGUUGGCGGCGAGGUUAGCGACAUCAUGCCGAUCACCGUCUGUGCUGCUGCUCAGGGGCGUCCCAGCAGGCUACAAUUCGUUUCAUUCCUCGACGCAGCACCUCCGCGGGGCCAGGGUCGCUGUGGUCCUGUCCGGAUGUGGUGUUUAUGAUGGCACUGAAAUCCAUGAAGCUUCAGCCAUAUUGGUCCAUUUGAGCCGUGAAGGAGCCAAUGUUCAGAUGUAUGCUCCAAAUAUUUCUCAAAUGCAUGUCAUUGACCACUGCAAGGGACAGCCGACUAAGGGUGAAUCAAGAAAUGUUUUGAUAGAAUCAGCAAGGAUUGCCCGUGGCAAAGUUACAGAACUGGCUAAACUUACUGCAAAAGAUCACGAUGCUGUGAUAUUUCCUGGGGGCUUUGGAGCUGCCAAAAACUUAUCUACAUUUUCUGUGGAUGGGAAAGACUGUAAAGUGAAUGGAGAAGUUGAGCGUGUGCUAAAGGAUUUCAACAAAGCUGGGAAGCCCAUUGGUCUGUGCUGCAUCUCACCUGUUUUGGCUGUCAAAGUUCUUCCUGGUACUGAAGUCACAGUAGGGCAUGAAGAAGAGGAAGGUGGCAGGUGGCCUUAUGCUGGAACUGCUGGGACCAUCAAAGCAAUGGGAGGGAAACACCGUGUUAAAGAAGUAACGGAUGCCCAUGUGGACACAGCCAACAAGGUGGUAACUACUCCAGCCUAUAUGUGUGAAACAGAAUUGCAUCAUAUCUUUGAUGGUAUUGGGACUAUGGUAAAACAUGUGUUGAAGAUGACAGGCAAAUGAAAUAGAUGCCUAUGCUAGCAGCAUAAUAGUUUACAGACCUGACAACACUGAUUUGAUAUAGGAUUUACUUCUAUGUAAACAUGCUCAGGGUUGCAUUGGACUGACUUGCUUAGGCCUAUAUGGAAUCAUUACCCUCUGUUUUUUCCCAACAAGCAUUCAGGUGUGACACCUUGCUUGCUUCCUGACCCUCUAAAGCCAUUUGCGGCAUAGUGAAGCAUAACAGAUAAAACUUUCACUCAACAAAGUGAAUAUAAUCUAUAAGAAAUUUCAUGACUUAUCAUGGUCCCGGCAGUUAAUAUAUUAGUGUAGAAAAGCAAGAUGGGAAUACAUGACUGAUCUAAAAAUUGUGGAGCUCGGUAUUAUGGUGCUAUCACGUUGAAGUCUCUGGUUAAGGUCAUAAUCAAGAAUUGAAGGGUUAGGGUUUCCUCACUUGGUGCUACAUCUGGACAGAUACAGUAAAAUUUCUAGGUCUAGUCAGAGCCUAAAUAAUUAGAAUAUUUCCAGUCACUGGAUAAAGUAGAGAUUACUUGUAUUAGACUUGUAGUCCUGAGAAGACAUAUAGUAUGAAAUAAAAGGAUGCAUUUGUUACUGGCAUAAUUGUAUUUGGCUUGAUUUAAUAAAAUCAAACAUAUUAUGACUAGAAUGGCAAGUUGAACUAAACACGCACACACACACACACACACAACCCCAAUUGUGGAAAUAGUUGCGACAGAGCCGGCUGGAGUUAAAUCCUGUGAAGAUGGGGGUUCUGUACCUGAGCCGGGGGGAGUAGAUUGGGGGAUUAGGCUCCCUACCCUGGAUGGAGCUCCAUUGGUGCCAACCCAGAAGGUGAAGAGCCUGGGGGUGAUCUUGGAUGCCUCACUUUCCAUGGAGGCCCAGGUCACU
This is a messenger RNA of Gekko japonicus, 1896 nucleotides long. It is a transcript of the gene GATD3, whose product is annotated as chromosome unknown open reading frame, human C21orf33. NCBI's taxonomy places the organism in Eukaryota, Metazoa, Chordata, Lepidosauria, Squamata, Gekkonidae. The record is from RefSeq and is a predicted model, not a curated record. Gene Ontology annotation, cellular component: mitochondrion. The coding region runs from base 220 to 1011 and encodes 263 amino acids. The transcript is spliced from 7 exons.